Molecule: messenger RNA, 1869 nt
Organism: Carcharodon carcharias (great white shark)
Lineage: Eukaryota; Metazoa; Chordata; Chondrichthyes; Lamniformes; Lamnidae
Product: phosphoenolpyruvate carboxykinase, cytosolic [GTP]-like
Exons: 8
Coding region: 1-1869 (622 amino acids)
Biological process (GO): hepatocyte differentiation; cellular response to insulin stimulus; propionate catabolic process
Cellular component (GO): mitochondrion; cytosol
Molecular function (GO): manganese ion binding; GTP binding; phosphoenolpyruvate carboxykinase (GTP) activity
Source: RefSeq, a predicted model, not a curated record
AUGGCCGCACAGAUCCAGUCUCAGCCCCAGCUCCCUCUGAAUGUGGUUCAGGGGGAUCUGAACACCUUGAGCUCUGCAGUGAGAGACUUUGUUGAACAAAAUGCAAAGCUGUGUCAGCCGGACAGUAUUCACAUCUGUGAUGGCAGUGAGGAAGAAAACAGGCAGAUUUUGUCCCUGAUGGAAGAGCAAGGGAUGAUCAAACGCUUGCACAAGUAUCAAAACUGCUGGUUGGCUCGCACGGAUCCCAGGGAUGUUGCUCGUGUGGAGAGUAAAACCGUGAUUGUGACCCCUGAGCAGAGAGACACCAUUCCCAUAGCAAAGAGUGGAGUCAGCCAGCUUGGGUGCUGGCUGUCAGAAAAGGAGUUUGAAAAGGCAUUCAAUGCUCGAUUCCCAGAAUGUAUGAAAGGCCAUACAAUGUACCUGAUUCCAUUCAGCAUGGGACCUGUGGGGUCACCUCUGUCUAAGAUCGGGAUCCAGCUGACAGAUUCACCUUAUGUCGUGGCCAGCAUGAGGAUCAUGACUCGCAUGGGAUCAACUGUACUGGAGACCCUGGGCAAUGGCCAGUUUGUCAAAUGCCUUCAUUCAGUCGGAUGCCCUUUACCACUAAAGAGGCCACUGGUCAAUAACUGGGCCUGCAACCCUGAGCUGACACUGGUUGCCCACAUACCUCAGAGCAGAGAGAUUAUUUCAUUCGGGAGCGGUUAUGGAGGUAACUCACUGCUGGGGAAGAAGUGCUUCGCUCUGCGCAUUGCCUCCAGGAUUGCUGAAGAAGAGGGAUGGCUGGCUGAACACAUGCUGAUCCUGGGAGUAACCAAUCCCAAAGGCCAGAAGAAGUACAUUGCUGCUGCCUUCCCCAGUGCUUGUGGGAAAACAAACAUGGCCAUGAUGAAUCCGACAUUACCUGGCUGGAAGGUUGAGUGCGUGGGAGAUGACAUCGCCUGGAUGAAAUUCAACAAGCAAGGUAACCUGAGAGCAAUCAACCCAGAAAAUGGCUUCUUUGGUGUAGCUCCUGGGACAUCUGUAAAAACAAAUCCAAAUGCAAUGAAAACUAUUUGCAAGAACACUAUUUUCACCAAUGUAGCAGAGACCAGCGAUGGGGGAGUUCACUGGGAAGGGAUCGAUGAAACUCUGUCCCCUGACAUCACAGUGACGUCAUGGAAAAACAAAAAGUGGAGUCCAGAAGAUGGAGAACCAUGUGCGCACCCCAACUCCAGGUUUUGUACUCCUGCCAGACAAUGUCCGAUCAUUGACCCAGACUGGGAGUCUCCUGAAGGGGUUCCCAUUGAAGGAAUUGUCUUCGGAGGACGGAGGCCAAAAGGAGUCCCUCUGGUUUAUGAAGCUUUCAACUGGCAGCAUGGCGUUUUCAUUGGAGCGGCCAUGAGAUCAGAGGCCACAGCUGCAGCAGAACACAAAGGUAAGGUCAUUAUGCACGACCCAUUCGCCAUGCGGCCUUUCUUCGGAUACAACUUCGGCAGGUACCUAUCGCACUGGCUCAGCAUGGAGCACAGGCCCAGCUCAAAACUUCCCAAGAUCUUCCAUGUCAACUGGUUCCUCAAAGAUAAUCAGAACAACUACCUGUGGCCAGGCUUCGGGGAGAACUGUCGGGUCCUGGAGUGGAUAUUCCGGAGAAUCGAGGGAGAGGACUGCGCCAAGCUGUCUCCUUUGGGCUUCAUUCCCACAAACAACGCCCUGAACCUCAAGGGCCUUGGCAAAGUGAACAUGGACGCACUGUUCAGCGUUGAGAGAGAAUUCUGGGAAGAGGAAAUAGAAGCGAUCCGAAAAUAUUUUGAAGAUCAGGUCAACAUUGACCUUCCCAGUGAUGUGGCCAAUCAACUGCUGCAGUUGGAACAAAGAAUUAAUCAGCUGUAA